Molecule: messenger RNA, 959 nt
Organism: Nasonia vitripennis (jewel wasp)
Lineage: Eukaryota; Metazoa; Arthropoda; Insecta; Hymenoptera; Pteromalidae
Exons: 4
Coding region: 474-797 (107 amino acids)
Molecular function (GO): odorant binding
Source: RefSeq, a predicted model, not a curated record
CACAUUAUACGGCAAUAUUAUAAUUAAACGCUCAUAUAUUUACACUGGAGUGAUCGAAUCAUAAAACAAACGAAUAAAGCGAAACUGUGUAUUUCCUUUUAAUUAUGCAACACGUGUUUAGAUAGUGUCACUUCCACUUAUGCCGAAUGGAAGUAUAGUGUGUGAAAUGCUCUCUUUUUUUCUCUCCACACAUAAAAACGCAAAUAUUAUAUAAGCGCCGAACAUUUUAAUUUUAAGCCAGUGAUUCGCGUAAGCUCGAUUACCGAAGAGGCACACGACUAUCGUCAAAAUGAAAUUUUACGCGCUUUGCGUUAUCUUGCUGUGUUCGUCGGCUGCUUUCGUAAGUUAAUCAUCUUUUCUUAAACCUAUAAAUAAAUUACUAGAUUCUAUGCAUUUUUUCUUAUAAUUUUUAUUCAAAGGCCUUGCUUGAAGCGAGAGUCCGCGAUUAUUUAUACGAAUACCAACGUGACUGCAUGAUAGAAAGUGGAGCUGAUACUUCCCUCGUUGCAGCUGCUGAUAGAGCUAGGAUAAUUCCCAAUGACGGGUUGUUAGACACAUUCGCAAUUUGUAUGCUCAAGAAGUACAAUAUUUUGCAUAAGGAUGGCUCAGUCAACCAAGAUCAUGACUCGUACACAAUAUUCAGCGACAAUCCGGAUGUAUACCGAAUAUCCGAAAGAUGCAAGGCCAAGAUUGGUAAAGACGCUGGUGAAACCGCGAGAAAAAUUAUGAAUUGUUUUGCCGAAGAUGGGGACUCGUUGCUGCCUUACAGUACUCAUCCGCCUCCCACCCCCUGCUAAAGAUGAAAAGUCGAAUUGUCAGUGGGUCCUAAAAAGUGUUUAGUCUACUACUAAGCAGUUUUACAAUUCGAACUUCUACCAGGGAUAUUAAUGUUUAAAAAAAAGAAAACAUAUGUAAACUAUAAGAGAUAAGAAUAAAAAGUUGGAACAAACAUCAGAAAA